AUGCGCAAUAUAACGAAGAACUUCCGCCUAGGAUUUGGUUCUUUCAUCGAUAAGAAGCUCAUGCCGUUUAUUGAUCCAAGGAUUGAAAAGCAAAAGUCUCCUUGUGCGGAGCCGUGUGCAGAACCUUACGGUUUCAAGCAUCAAAUGACUCUCACCACUAACACGGAAAAGUUCAAGGCGGAAGUCGACAAAGCCGAAAUUUCUGGUAACCUCGAUGCUCCAGAGGGUGGGUUCGAUGCAGUAGUACAGGCUCUAGCGUGCAGUCAGAAAAUCGGUUGGCGAGAGCGUGCUCGUAAAAUGCUCGUUUUCUCUACAGAUGCAGGCUUCCAUUUUGCUGGUGAUGGCAGGCUCGCUGGUGUGGUUGAACCGAAUGACGGCGAAUGCCAUCUUGACCGAGAAGGUUACUACACGGAAACUUUGAAACAGGACUACCCCUCCAUCGCAUUACUUCAUCAAAUGAUCAAGGAGCGUAAGGCGAACAUUAUUUUUGCCGUCACGAAGGGAAACCACGAUUUGUACUCUCAGCUUUCGGAAUCACUGCCGGAUGUGUCUUCUUCUGUUGGGAAUUCUGGAAACUGA
Cooperia oncophora is the source of this 579-nucleotide messenger RNA. The record is from the annotation of a GenBank genome assembly. Lineage: Eukaryota; Metazoa; Nematoda; Chromadorea; Rhabditida; Trichostrongylidae.